Messenger RNA from Guyanagaster necrorhizus, 3729 nucleotides. Its product is annotated as DNA repair protein RAD5. The record is from RefSeq and is a predicted model, not a curated record. Lineage: Eukaryota; Fungi; Basidiomycota; Agaricomycetes; Agaricales; Physalacriaceae. Gene Ontology annotation, cellular component: nucleus. The transcript has 21 exons. Gene Ontology annotation, biological process: DNA repair. The coding region runs from base 86 to 3565 and encodes 1159 amino acids. Gene Ontology annotation, molecular function: ATP-dependent activity, acting on DNA; zinc ion binding; nucleic acid binding.
CAGCGAAACUUCCUGAACGCGUUCUCGUGACGCGCCCCGCUCUCUUUCUUCUUGGUUCUCUCAUUGACAUUCGCAAGCAACUGAAAUGGGAUCAGAUGGCACUGACAGAAACACAGAGGACCUUUUUUUUGUUGGCUCCGAUGAUGAGUCCACUGCCGGAAAUGCUCCCAUGAAUGUCGACGGGGAGAUAUACAUGCCUCAAAGACAAUAUUCAGAGCCGCUUUUUCUGGGUAAUGAAGGCUCUGGUGAUGACUGUGACACAAACAAAACAUCUAUGAAUCUAGACGAAGAGACUCAUGAGGCGACCUCAAGGUCGCGUUUGGAGCCUCUCUUUUUGGGGGAUAGUGAAGACGACGACCCUUUGUAUCCUACUACCCCCUCUUCCUCGUCAAAGGGGAAACGGCCUAUGAUAAAGGAACUGUAUGAAAGUGAUACUGAGGUUGGCUCUGUUGCAGAUAUUCCUCGUGCGUCGAGCGCCAGUUCUUUCUCAGAUCGGGUCUCCGUUUCUCCUCCACCCAUCACUGAGAAGAUCAAGGAAAAGAGGUCUCCAAAGAAGCCACCACUAAAGAAGCGGAAACUUUCUCUUUCUUCCGGUCUACCUAUCGUCGAGCUGGAUGUCAAUACAUUCGCAGCCACCUACAUCGGCGAGUUCGUGGUUUCAAACGCCUGGAGCAAUGUUUCCGGAAAUGGAUAUGUAAAGCACAAUGAUCCUGUGCGCAUAGAACGCGAUCAAAAGGAUGGGUCGCAGCCGAGCUCCAGCAAGAAGGGCGCAGGGAAACCGACUACGAACGGGAAGAAACAGCUCUCCAUAGCGACAAUGUUCAAACCUCAACCUGUGCAACCAUCUAAAAAGAAAGCGGAUAGCAUUGUUCGUUUGCUUAAUAGUCGUGGAUUCGAAUUUGGACGCCUUCCUCAAGACGUUUCUUCCUGGGUUUCGAAACUUCUUGACCUCAGCAUCGUUGAGCUUCGCGGAAAGAUGACCGACUGUCCUGAGAGACUAUCAACAGGAGCAAGUCUCAUCAUCACCAUCGAUGUCUAUAUGCUCCCAGCUGCAUUUGUUCCUGUUGGUCACACCACAAGUGAACAUCGUUCAAAAUUAAAUUUCAGCGAAGGUUCUGAAACGCAAGGGGAACUGGAGCUUCGCGAAAGAAAAAUGGCUAUCCUCAAAAUGUUUGACGUCCUUGGCCUAAAACCUCGAGCUGGGGCGAUACAGGGAGGCGGGAAAAAUGACGAACGGCUUCACCAGAAUACACUCACGCAGAUCGGCAAACAAGAAGUUAAGGCUAAGGAAAUUGUUGGUGAUGGUGAAGAGAUCGAGGUUAAAGAGGAGGAAGAUCUCUCUAAGAAUGAUCUCGACAUGAUUUACGAAAAAGCUCAGCACAGCGACUGUACAUUGGGAGAAAUGGAGCCUGCUGACACGUUCAAUCUAACAUUACGAGGUUAUCAGAAACAAGCUUUAUUUUGGAUGCAAUCUCUAGAGUCGGGUAAAAGUGAUGCUCGAGAAGCGACCUCAAUGCAUCCACUCUGGUGCCAGUAUGCAUUUCCGAUCAAAAAUGACUCUGAGAUAAUAGAUUUGACGGAAGAUGAAAAGCCGUUCUAUUUCAAUCCAUACUCGGGUGAACUGAGUUUGACCUUUCCCAAGGCAGAAAGAAACUGCCAGGGUGGAAUUCUUGCGUACGAGAUGGGCAUGGGCAAGACGAUUAUGCUAUCUUCUCUCAUUCAUACCCACUUAGCGUCUGGUGAGGACGUACCUGAAGCUGCUACAGCCUCUACGAAAAGCAAGCAGUUAAGGCUUGACGCUGCGUUUAAGCCCGCUGCUCGUAGGAAACCCUUUAAAUCUCCUAAUGCAACACUAAUCGUCGCCCCGACAUCUCUGCUUGCGCAAUGGGCCAAUGAGAUAGACAGGUCAAGUAAACAGGGCACAGUCAAGGUUCAGAUUUGGCAUGGCCAAAAUCGUCUCGAUUUGGAUGCAGCGAUGGAAGAUGAUGAGGGCGAUACAUCGAUUAAGAUUAUCGUGACAUCCUAUGGCGUACUGGUGUCCGAGCAUGCCAAAUCUGAGAAGUCCAGUCAUUGGAAGUCUCCUAUCUUUGAGACCGAAUGGCUACGGGUAGUGUUGGAUGAGGCUCAUGCCUGUAAAUCCCGGACCAGUAAAACCGCAAAGGCCGUGUACGCUUUACGCGCAAGGCGAAGAUGGGCUGUUACUGGGACACCAAUAGUGAACAAAUUAGAAGAUCUGUUUUCUCUUCUACGAUUCUUGGACUUCAAGCCGUGGUCCGAUUUCUCCUUCUUCCGAUCGUUCAUUACGGUUCCCUUCCUCGCUCGCGAUCCCAAGGCCAUCGAGGUCGUCCAGGUGAUCCUGGAGUCAGUAUUAUUACGGCGUGAGAAGAAUAUGUGUGACGCAAAUGGUAAGAAAAUCGUGGAUCUACCUUCCAAGGAAGUGGUUUUUGAGAACCUGGAAUUUUCUAUGGCUGAAAGGAAGCUGUACGACUCGAUCUAUAACUCGGUAAAGAAGAAUUUCGAUCAGCUUAGCGCGAGGGGCUUGAUUGGUAAAAAUUAUACGCACAUCUUGGCAAUGCUGAUGAGGUUGCGUCGCGCUGUACUUCACCCGAGUCUUGUCCUUUCACCUGAAGAAGACCGCGCCUUGUCUCUAUGUGGUGAUGGCUUCAUAGACAUUAAAGAUAUCCUCGACGCAUUCCAGGAGAAUGAUCGGGGUAGUGCUUCAGGAAGCAGGGUUUUUGCUCAAAAUGCUCUUGCCAAUCUAGGCGAGGACGCAUCGGAAUGUCCUAUCUGUAUGGAUGUCAUGGAUAAACCUAUGAUUGUUCCAGAAUGCAUGCAUCAGUGUUGCAAAGACUGUAUAACUAUGUUUAUAGCAACAUGUGAAGAGAAGGGACAAGAACCUGGUUGUCCGACAUGUUCCCGUCGUCCAAUCAAGGCAAACGAACUCAUUGAAGUAGUAAAACCACAAAACUCAGCAGUCUCUGGACCUGCGAUGAAGCAGGGCACCCAAGUCAUAUUACGAAAGAAUAACUUCCAGUCUUCCACUAAGCUUGAUGCCCUGCUACAGAACCUGCUACGACUUCGUGACCAAGAUCCUUGCUUUCGUGCUGUUGUUUUCUCUCAAUUCACCUCGUUUCUUGAUCUAAUCGGAAAGGCGCUUCAACGUGAACGGUUCGACUUUUACCGCUUCGAUGGAUCUAUGGAUGUCAAGAAGAGAGCUGCAGCCCUAAAUGACUUCAAAUCAACGUCAAGGACGCCGAAGGUGCUCACUGUGAGCCUUAAAGCAGGGGGUGUCGGUUUGAAUCUAACGAACGCUAACCAUGUUUUUAUGAUGGACUGCUGGUGGAACGCAGCCACCGAAAACCAAGCCAUCGAUCGAGUCCAUCGUUUGGGACAACAGAAAACUGUCUACGUCAAGCACUUUAUCAUAUCUAACACUAUCGAAGGCAAGAUUCUACAAAUUCAGAAACGAAAAACUGCCAUCGUGAAGGAGGCGUUCAGAGGAAGCGGUACAGGAGCAGAGAAAGAGAGUGUGGAAAAUCUGAAGAUCAUGUUUGGGGAAGAGUAGAGCGGUCCAGGAGGGGCCUGCGAUACUAUUGGUGCCUGUACAUUUGUAUUUAGUUACACCUAGACGAGGCCCCACGAGGUUCCUUGCUUAACGAUAGUUACCCGAUUUAGAAACGAUCGAUACUGUGUAGAAAGUCCACUCCGCCUACUUAUUCCGAUCCUGCU